GCGUCGCGUAAACGCGCUCUUCAACCUCUAAUUCUUCAAUUGCAACGAACUGCGGCAACCCAACAGAAACCAUCCUCUGUUUCAACUACACUGGCGCUCUCUCAACUCGAAUAAAUUGCCGCUAAAGCCGCAGAAACCACUUUUCCCUCUUCGUAUCUCCUACCUACUUCCGUUUUGUCCUUUUUUUCAGUAGUGAAUCCUCCGCCAUGGCACUACUCCAGUAUCGCGCACCCGUCAAGUAUGCGGUCCAGCAAGAGCUUUUCAAGGACUUCCUUGAGACUUUUAAGAGCUUCGAAUCAGCUUCAGAGGCCGCGGCCACCGAAGCAAUCGAAGGCCUUCAUAUUGACGGCGAUGUCAUGAGCGACGAGUACGAUUUCAUGGACGAUGUCGAUGGUCAACGCACAAGAACUACGCGAUCAAAGGGACCGAAAUUGAAGUAUAUGCAGAUGCUGCAAGAAGUUGCGGAUCGGACAAGGUCCAAUAUUCUUAUAGAAUUAGAUGAUCUAGACACAUAUGUCAAAUCCCUGCCCGAUGGCCCUAAUUCAAACAUCCUCGACAACAUCGAAGGUAAUGCGAAGCGAUACAUUGAUGUAUUCUCUGAUGCGGUUGACGAAAUAAUGCCCAAGGAGACCAGAGAAGUCUCAUUUAAAGAUGACGUCCUUGAUAUAAUCAUGUCUCAACGAGAGCGAAGAAACGAAACAAUGACCCUGGCAGCUGAAGCAGAUCCCGAUUCUGAAGCUGGCAUGCCACCCUCAAUUUUCCCUCCUGAACUGACUCGCCGCUAUACCCUGACCUUCAAGCCAUUGACCGCUUCAGGCUCGAGCACUGAUCGAAGCAAGGCAAUGGCCGUUCGCCAUGUUCGUGGUGAACACCUUGGCCACCUUAUUACUGUGCGAGGCAUUACGACAAGAGUUUCAGACGUCAAGCCUGCGGUCAAAAUAAACGCCUACUCUUGCGAUCGUUGCGGAUCAGAAGUUUUCCAACCUGUUGUCACAAAGCAAUUUGCGCCCCUUUUUGAGUGCCCGUCUGUUGAAUGCACACAGAAUAACACCAAGGGCCAACUAUUUCUUUCUACCAGGGCUUCAAAAUUCAUUCCAUUCCAAGAAAUUAAGAUUCAGGAAAUGGCAGAUCAAGUUCCCGUUGGCCACAUUCCGCGCACCCUAACGGUCUACUGUAAUGGAAGUCUUGUACGACAAGUUAAUCCUGGUGAUGUGGUUGAUAUUUCUGGCAUCUUCCUCCCGAUACCUUACACUGGAUUUAGGGCCAUCAAAGCCGGCCUGCUUACAGAUACUUAUCUUGAAGCCCAGCACAUAACCCAGCAUAAAAAGGCCUAUGAGAAUCUUGUCCUGGACUCGCGAGCCCUCCAAAAAAUUACUCAACAUCAAAGUUCAGGAAACAUGUACGAAUACCUCUCGCGAUCCAUAGCACCUGAAAUCUACGGUCAUCUUGACGUGAAAAAGGCGCUGCUUCUACUUUUGAUUGGAGGAGUCACCAAGGAGAUGGGUGAUGGAAUGCGUAUUCGUGGUGACAUUAAUAUCUGUCUUAUGGGUGAUCCCGGUGUUGCCAAAUCUCAGCUAUUGAAAUAUAUCACUAAGGUUGCUCCCCGCGGUGUUUAUACUACUGGUCGCGGAAGUAGUGGUGUGGGCCUUACAGCAGCGGUGAUGCGGGAUCCAGUUACAGAUGAGAUGGUGCUAGAGGGGGGUGCUUUGGUCUUAGCGGACAAUGGUAUAUGUUGUAUUGACGAAUUCGAUAAAAUGGACGAUGGUGACCGGACUGCAAUUCAUGAGGUCAUGGAACAGCAAACGAUAUCCAUUUCCAAAGCGGGAAUUUCAACCACUCUCAAUGCUCGUACUUCAAUUCUUGCAGCGGCCAAUCCCCUCUAUGGCCGAUAUAACCCGCGUAUAUCACCCGUUGAAAACAUUAACCUCCCAGCGGCCCUUCUCUCUCGAUUUGAUGUCCUUUUCUUGAUGCUGGAUACUCCUUCUCGUGAUGCUGAUGAGGAGCUUGCUAACCACGUCGCAUACGUUCAUAUGCACAACAAGCAUCCCGAAACAGACGACAAUAACGUGGUCUUCACACCCCACGAAGUCCGACAAUAUAUCGCCAAAGCGCGUACCUUCCGCCCCAAUGUCCCCAAGCGAGUAUCCGAGUACAUGGUUGGCUCCUACGUUCGGCUUCGCCAGGAACAAAAACGUGACGAGGCCAACAAAAAACAAUUCUCACAUACGUCUCCACGUACACUGCUAGGCAUACUUCGUCUGUCACAAGCUCUUGCCCGCCUGCGAUUCAGCGAGGAAGUAAUCACAGAAGAUGUGGAUGAGGCCCUCCGUCUAACCGCGGUGAGCAAGGCGAGCUUAUAUCAUGAUUCCCAAGGAGGUGAUGAUCAGAGCCCCAUGAGCAAGAUCUACAAUCUCAUCAGGGGUAUGCGAGAGAGUGGUGCCGCGGCCGUGGAAGAUGGGAAUGAAGGGGAGCUGAGCAUGCGGAGAGUAAGAGAAAGGGUCCUCGCGAAGGGUUUCACGGAUGAUCAACUGAGCCAGACCAUUGAGGAAUAUGCAAAGCUAAAUGUCUGGCAAAUUAUUAGCAAUGGAACGCGCCUCGUUUUUGUUGAGAUCGACGAUGACGACGAGAUUAUGAAUAUGAUAUGAGAGCAUCGAAUACACGUUUGUGGAAGAACAGCGGGGAAAAGCGGCACUUCUGUUAUGGAGGAAUAUCCCCGAAUGUUGUUCCUUGUAAAUUUCGGUGUCACUGAUAUCACGUUUAUACUAAUGUAUCUGAUUUGUUCUAUUUUGCUUCAAAUGCUUCUCGUGUCACACGCAAGGUCAGGUAUGCAAUAGGUGUUGGUUUCUUUUAUGAAUAUUGGCAUGGGCGUUGUUGAUACAUGGCAGGAAGAAUAUUUUAAGAACGUCAAGAAUUUUUUUUAUAUUUUAUAUUUUUUCUUUUUGCUUCUCACCCUUGAAGCUUAACCCCUGAAAUUAUUAGACCAAAAUUUCAUCAUGCCAACUUCUUGCUAGAUUUUUGAGUGGUUUCUUAUCUGACAUCAGUUUGCUGACUUGGCGGAAUCUUAGAAAGCAGCUUUAACCAAGGGAAUUGAGAUGAUGGCCUUGGUGGAGACAAAACGACUUCAACGACACACAUCCUCUCAAAUCACCACUAUCUACCCCAUACUACUCCAUACAUAUGUAUGUACUGAUCUUGAACACCUAUUUCAAUAACUGUGGCAUGAAAGAGGGAGAUGAAUCGACAUUGAUGAUGGAGGACCUGAUACGAAGGCGUGGCGUGUCUAACUGUUCCCACAAUUCAACAAUCGAAGAGCACAAGCCAUUUAUAUCAGAGCACCAUUUCAACAGGCAUUUAGAACUUUUGUCCCACAUCGCCAGAGAAUACGAACAAGCGGCGGGAUUUCAAUAUGGAACUUGAAAGAGCAGUGCUGCAAACCUCCGAGUCAUGUGUGAAGGGGUUGGAAAAAUCGUUCCGAAUAUUACCCCCGUCACGAGGGUUUGGCCUCAGCCGCGACGAGUUGCGGGAAAUUGAAACGGAAGAAGAGUGCAGACAAAACCGGCCAACAAAAACGAAAAGCACUUUCCUGGAAUGCGCGGCAAAGAAGAGCAAAACAAGUCCACAUGAGCAGCUACAUGUACUGUACAUGUACAUACAAAUGGAUGUAUCGGUUAUUCGGUCGUGAGAUAGACCGCAUACGCUGCAUACAUGAGCAAGUAGGCUUCGACGACUCGGUCCUUCCAAGACACGGGCAUUGUUUGUCUUAAAACCAUAAGGGAAAAGAAAACGCAAAAAAUAUAAUGAAAAAGUAUUCGACGUGCGCGUCGAGGAAAGGUUCCGUGUUACCCCGAAGGCUUCACUGGAAGCGAGAUCGGUUGAUACAAGGGCAGGCAGGCUCUCAAUGACAGUACAUGCCAACUUGCUAGGUUUCUGAUGCUGUGAACAAAAAAGCCAAUAUGUAACUUAUUGUGCCACACAUUAUUAUUUACUCAAAAUCCGGUGGACGCUUUGACGUUUCUGUUUUUCUUUUUCCUUUUCUUUUUCUUUUCUUUGUUUUCUUAGGUAAAAACAU
This is a messenger RNA of Blastomyces dermatitidis ER-3, 4069 nucleotides long. RefSeq names its product minichromosome maintenance protein 7 (cell division control protein 47). Gene Ontology annotation, biological process: DNA replication initiation; DNA strand elongation involved in DNA replication; double-strand break repair via break-induced replication. Gene Ontology annotation, cellular component: MCM complex; nucleus. Gene Ontology annotation, molecular function: ATP hydrolysis activity; ATP binding; single-stranded DNA binding. The transcript is spliced from 4 exons. The record is from RefSeq and is a predicted model, not a curated record. Lineage: Eukaryota; Fungi; Ascomycota; Eurotiomycetes; Onygenales; Ajellomycetaceae. Bases 207 to 2645 code for a protein of 812 amino acids.